ACAAAAAAGAAAUUCCACCCUUCUUUCUUCGUUUCCAGACGAUUUCCAGACCGUCUUUAGCAAGAGAAACUGACCAGGCCAGGCCCACUCACUGUAGUGAAUAAUAAUAUAGCAACAAAAUGUCGCGGCCUGCAGCGAGACGAGGACGGCCGUUCGGAGGAGCUGCGGCAUCAGGCGGCUCCAAAACUGCCAAUCAGCUCGCAACCCUGCUGAAACAGGCCAGGCAAAGUGGACAGCUGAAUCUAUCCAAUCGCGACUGGGACACGGUGCCCGAUGCAGUGUGGCGCAUCAAUGUGGACGUUCCCGAGGAGGCGCGCGACGUCAGUUUGGAUCGAAGCGAGGAGACGUGGUGGGCGCAGAACGACCUCACCAAGUUGUUUCUGUCAUCGAACAAGCUGAAAGAGAUCAGUGAAGACAUCUCCAUGCUAGGUGCACUUACAAUAUUGGAUGCGCAUGACAACCAGCUGACGUCACUACCCAACGCACUGGGUGAUCUGGAGCGGCUCAGUCGACUCACUCUCAGUGACAACCGUCUGUCAAAGCUCCCCGCCGCUGUGUGUCGCCUGGCAAAGAUGCAAUUCCUGGCCAUCGACAGCAACCAGCUCACCGAGCUACCCUUGGAGAUCAACCUCAUGCAGUCCUUGACCGUCCUGAAAUUGCAGAAGAACAAGCUUGAGCGUCUGCCCGAUGGUGUCUGUCAGCUACGUCAGCUGCAGAGUCUCACCGUGAACAACAACUCUUUGACAGAGUUACCGGCUGGACUGGGACUAAUGACAUCACUGAAGGAGCUCAUCGCGCAUAGCAAUCGCAUCACUACUGUACCUAACUUGGAGGGCUGUGCGUCGCUGGCCCGUCUGGAGCUGCAUCGCAACCGACUGCAGACACUGCCCACCGUGAACACAGGGCUCAAGGAACUCAUGCUGGCAGAGAAUGGAAUCUGUGCGAUCGACGACUCCUGGCAGGCUGCCUCUCUGUGCUCGCUGGACCUAUCCAGCAAUAAGCUAACCCAACUUCCGGAGCGCAUCACGGAGUUCGAGCAACUGGAGAGACUAAACAUCUCCAACAACGACAUUUCAAAUUUGCCGUAUAUUCUAGGCACCAUGCCGCUGAAAGCGUUACACGUCCAGGGCAAUCCGCUACGCGCCAUUCGGCCGGCCAUUAUACAGAAAGGCACACAUGCCCUGCUGCAGUUCCUGCGGGAGAAAAUACCCGUCGAGGGCAGUGAGGCAUCUGCACCGCCAGUGUCUACCCUGGACGCCAUGACGUCACAGUCCAGUCAAGCGUUACACACUGCACAUGACCUUUCUGUUAGCAAAACACUGGACUGCAGCUCCAAGAAACAAGCGGUUAGUGGUGAGCUGAUCCUUGCUGCAGCUGAGGCAGGCGUCACUAGUGUUGAUUUCAAACGAUGCGACCUGACGGAAGUCCCGAGCGAUAUUGGAUCUCUGUCCGUUUCACUUACCCAUCUCAAUCUGAGUCACAACCGACUGGACGCUCGCCUCACGGGAAUUUCCAGCCUCCGCUGUCUGCAGAUGUUGGACAUCAGCUACAACUCUCUCGUGGAGAUUGAGAACAUAGGCAGCUUGCUAGCACUCCGUGAACUUCGAAUUUCAGGCAACAGACUGCGGCGUAUUCCAGAGCAGGUCUACUGCCUAACAUCUCUGGAAAUUCUCCUAGCCAGUGGUAACCAGAUAAACGAAAUAGAUGUUGUCGGAUUGUCGGGACUUGGAAAGCUUGGUCAUCUGGACCUCCAAGACAAUGAUAUAACACAGGUUCCUCCGACAUUGGGCAACAUCACACAACUGGUCUCGCUGCAGAUCACCGGAAACCCAUUCCGUGUACCUCGCCCCGCUAUACUACAAAAGGGAACUGUGGGCAUCCUGGCAUACUUGCGUGAUCGCAUACCAGCGUAACGCCAUCCCCUGCACGCGCUCUAGUAUGAAGGUCUUAACGUGGCGGAGAAGAUGGUUAUUCCGCGGGUUGCGCUGCUGCUGCUGCUACGGCACGUUACCUUGAGCAUUGUCGUUUUGAGGCGAGUGUCAUUGCACACCGAUCAGCUCGCUUUCUCGCUGCCGCUGCUGCUACCACCAAGUUGAGUUGAGCUGGAGCCAUGACCAGGGCAUCGACUCGCACAGACUCGCACCCUGCACCCUGCAUAUUGUGGCGAACUUGACAUGACAGCUGUCUGUGCGGCAGUUAUAGUUUCCUGUGUCCCGGUGUUGAUGCUUGUCAUACGUAUUCCUGCAAAGGCCCACUCGCUGGUGCAGCGAUCUUGCCGCAAGCUAGAUUGUGCUCGAUUUUACUCUCAUGAACUGUGUGGACCGCGGCACGUUUCUUACCUCGCACGUAUCGUUGAUACUUCUACCGCCCUGCCGAGAUCACACCGCUGCUGAGAUCACACCUACUGUCUUUCUCUCUGCCCGCCCCGAUCUCACCCCGUUCAUCCACGUUUAUCACCCGCUGGCUUUAUCCGGUGCAAGGUUUUUUAUCAGAAUAAUCAUUUUUUGUGCUCGUA
Messenger RNA from Sycon ciliatum, 2515 nucleotides. Its product is annotated as leucine-rich repeat-containing protein 40-like. Gene Ontology annotation, molecular function: protein binding. NCBI's taxonomy places the organism in Eukaryota, Metazoa, Porifera, Calcarea, Leucosolenida, Sycettidae. Bases 120 to 1913 code for a protein of 597 amino acids. The record is from RefSeq and is a predicted model, not a curated record. The transcript is spliced from 17 exons.